Molecule: messenger RNA, 1544 nt
Organism: Bombus pyrosoma
Lineage: Eukaryota; Metazoa; Arthropoda; Insecta; Hymenoptera; Apidae
Product: odorant receptor 13a-like
Exons: 11
Coding region: 229-1404 (391 amino acids)
Biological process (GO): detection of chemical stimulus involved in sensory perception of smell; sensory perception of smell
Cellular component (GO): plasma membrane
Molecular function (GO): olfactory receptor activity; odorant binding
Source: RefSeq, a predicted model, not a curated record
UACAGGUCAUCUUUUACAUGUCACACUUAACACUACGGCUCACGACUGAAUAGAUGUAGUUCCCAUGCAACCUUGCAUACAUAUGUAUGUGUGUACUUACACACGAUGAGAACAGACAAUAUAAUGAUUCCUCCAGCAGUUCCAUUAACAGAACCAGAUCCGGAAGUUAAAAGUACACUAACGUACGGAGCUGUCAAGCGUUCGGUUGGUUAACAUUGGGUUCAUAUCAUGAAUAGAGUUACAAUCGAGGAGCGAUUCUUAAAGAUAACGAAAAUAUUCGCGAUACUGAGUGGGAUUUGGCCAGGUCAAAAUAAAGUUAAGUUCAUUUUGUGGUCUAUGGUGCAUAUUACUAUGGUAUCAUCUGUCAUCGUACAGGUAGCAAGAAUUAUACAUAUAGGCACUUUGGAAGUCGUACUGGAGCAGUCGUCCUUUAUAGGCGCGAUAAUACUCAUGAUCAUAAAACAUGGUAACUAUAUCCUGAACGCAAAGAAGCUUAAAUCCCUUUUGAAUGACAUGUCCGAGGAUUGGGCAACCGAUCGAUUGAAAGAAGAAGUUGCCAUUAUGACGACAUACGCAUAUAGGGGAACCACUCUUGCGAUGUUCUACUUUGUAAACGCGUGUAUAUGCACAGUCCUUUUUAUACAAAUGCCAUGGACAGUGCGCCUAGUGCACAUGUUGAAACCACACAAUACAUCCUCACCAAUAUUAUACACUAUACCAGCUUACUAUUUUGUCGAGGAUGACCGCAAAUAUUAUUACUAUAUUCAAAUGUAUCUGGCUCUCUCUGUAUAUAUCGUUCUCAUUGUGUUUGUCGGUUGUGAUACUUGUUACAUGGUCCUUGUGCAACAUGCGUGUGCAUUGCUGACUGUGGCCGGAUAUCGCUUCAAAAAUGCCAUCAAUGACCUUUCCUUCAAUGCGAGGAAUCCAGAAAAGGGGGCAAAGGAGAUAUAUAAAAGACUACGUUUCUCUGUACAGGGGCACCAACGGGCAAUAAUGUUUCUGCGGAAUAUCGAGAGCACACAUGUUACUUACCUUUUUAUGUGUAUGGGUAUAAUAGUCCUGUGUGUUAGUAUUACUAUGGUAGAGAUCGCUACGAUGGAUCCCUGUUGGGAUUUUUACAAGUUUAUUGGUUUUCUGAUUAUUCAAUUGUUGCAUCUGUUCUGUCUAACGAUGCAGGGACAGUUCAUCAUAAAUUCGUCCGAUGAGAUUUACGAUGCAAUAUACGAAGCACAAUGGUAUAAUACGAAUCCAAAAAUGCAAGCAUUUUACGUGUUGGCAUUACGGCGAAGUCUAACUCCACCCCGUUUAACUGCCGGCGGUUUAAUACAAUUAAACAUGCAAAGUUUUUCAGAAGUGAUGAAACUAUGCGUUUCGUAUUAUACAGUGUUGAAAACAACAUCGUAACUUCUUUAAAUAUAAUUUUCUAUAUUAUACGCAUCUCACACAGAUUGGAUUCAAUACCCCUUUAACGAAUAUAUACUAUGUGUGUCUUGAAAUUGACUCUAUGGUGGAACUCGCAUAUCAUGAUUGCGUUGAUAAAGUUU